AUGUUAUCAUCGCUCUCCCAACAAUCCCAUCCACGCAACGAUAUCGAAGCCGCUCGACCUCCCAAGAAAACUACACUCCCAUCACCACCGCGAUCCCAAGGUAAACUACGCAAAUCCAUCCCAAAUCUCGAACAUGAUUUCAAUCACCUGCACACGAAACACAGCCCGCAUCUGGGGGAAAAUCUGUUUUGGUACCAGAACUUCGCUGGUAGAUCGUCCACGGGGUUUCGGUUUAGGGAGGGCGAUGCUUUUGCGGGGUGUUUGAGGGGGUUGAGGGGAGCUUUGAAAGAGGGUGGUGAUGGUGGGAGUUAUUUGAAAUUAUGUAUCAUAAACACAAACCCCCUCCCGAAAUCUGUGCUCUCCCUCCUAGCACAAUGGCUCGCCGCGUCUAUCGGUCGACUCAACGGUGUGUUGGAGUUUCCUAGGUUUGCGAUUGGCAUGGAAGUUGAGAAUGCGUGGGGUGGGUUGAGUGAAUGUGCUUGUAGGAGUUUGGAGAGGCCUGAGGGGAUUGGGGAGGUAGAGCGUCUUUCGACGCUAGAGAUGAGGGACCGGGUUUUGGGCCAUGGUGUCGUGUGUGGGUGUAGGAGUUCUCAAGUUGGCGAGCAGAAAUCGAGGUCAAGGGUUGCGAUUGCACUUCCUUCGCAAGGUCGUGAUGAGUCGUCUUCAACAGCGAAAGCACAACUCAUACAAUGCUCUCGGAUUUUCGACCGGUGCACCGCGUCGUUCAGUUUCACCUGGCACCGUUCAGCGCCACGGUAUCGCGGUGGGCUUGAGGCGUUUACGUGGCAGGAAUGGACGAGACCGCCGAGGGGGUGUUGGGGGGAGGUGUUUUAUCAGGAUGAUCGCGCUUCCCCUGGAGCACGCCGGGUGCUUAUGACGGUGAAUAACGGCGAUGAGACUGCGAGUUUGGUGGGGGAUUUGAAAAAUUUGUUGAGGACGAGGAGACCUGAUGAUCCGGAUGUAUGGCCGUUUAUGCUGUUGCUGCAGAGUAAUCCGAGCAGUGAGGGGUAUAAUCUCCUACCUCUCUUCGCGCUACUGGAAAUUGUGGUAAGGGAUUCGGCGCGAUUUGUGGGGGAGAUCGGGGAGGAGGUUUUGAGACUUUCGUAUCUCUCGAAAGCCAACUCUUCUAUCGCGCUGAUCUCACAUCUCGCACACCUCGAUACGUCGAGGGAAUCUGCGAUUGCGUCGUUGAAUCACGUUCACGCCGUGAUUCGAUCGCUUCAGAAUGUUGUUGUAGCCCGUCAACGAGCCAGGGAGAAUAACGCGGCACCGAGUAUCGUCGCGGAGUUCCUGAAAGAGAAGAUUGUUGAUGUGGAGUUUCUGAUUGAGCAGCUUGAAGAGGGACUAAGGGAGCGUAUCAGAGGGGAAAGUGUGUUGAUGAAGGAGGGAAGGAUGUUGGUGCAGUGCCAGCAGGUUAGUUUGGUGAGUUGGGUUUUGGUGGGAUGGGUGCCUGUUAGUUUGGUUCUUGGUAUCAUGGCGAUGAAUAUCACGAAUCCAAGUUCGUUGUUCACGUCGAUUUCCGAGACUGGAACUGGAACUGAGCUUCCGCCCCUUUUAAAUCGCCAAACAUCACUCCCAACACAAACACCUUCGGCAGUCCACCCAGCUAUCUCCAACCUCACAAACCAAACACUCCAGCAAUCAUUCAAUCACUCACCAACAUACAUUUUCCCCUUCCCACUCUUCCUAACCCUCCUCCUCAUCCUCCCACCCCUAACCCUCUUCACCACCUACACCCUCCCUUCAACCCUCCGUCUCCUCCUCCGCUCCACCCACACCCUCCGAAACUCACACUUCUUUACACCUCUCGCAUUCCUCACCUACUACGGCUUUACAUUCUGGGUUCUCCCCAUCGUCCUCUCCACGAAUUCGAGUCCACGACUUUUCCUUCCUUCUCUCGUUCACGCGGGCGAGAAUCCGAUUUCCGUACCCUCCUUUUUCGUUUCCGCGUUCGUCACGGCAAUUAUCUGUAUGAGUAACUUAUCGAUCGCGCUGCGGCGUGGGCUGGUCUCGAAGGUGCUGCUUUGGAUUGUGUUUGGAGGGUUGGCGGUUGGGAGUUAUGGCGUUGAUUUCUUUAGUAGUUGGGAACGGGGCGUGGAUGUACGAUUAGCGACGGGUUUGGGGUUGAGCGGGGUGGUGCCGAAUUUGUUUUUAUUAGGCGUAUGGACGGUGCCGAGGGGGUGUAAGAUGAUUUCGAGUUGUGGAAGGAGACGUUCAAAAAACGGAGGCAAGGGUGUAAGAUACGAGAGCGGGGAAAGAAAGGGGAUACUUAAGAACAAAAUGUUGAAUGUUUAA
Molecule: messenger RNA, 2295 nt
Organism: Glarea lozoyensis ATCC 20868
Lineage: Eukaryota; Fungi; Ascomycota; Leotiomycetes; Helotiales; Helotiaceae
Exons: 4
Coding region: 1-2295 (764 amino acids)
Source: RefSeq, a predicted model, not a curated record